GUCGACUCACAAUCGCUGACCAAAACGGUUUUUUUUUUCUAUUUCGUGGUUACGUCCGGGUGCACCGUUAUAACAACAGUUUCGUUUUCGGAAUUUUCAAAUUGGCAGUGACCUAGAGCGAAGUUAAACUAACACAAACUCGGUCAGUGUGGUUGACAGUGGUGAAGUGACAGUUUGUUUGUUAGAAGAAAUUUUACACCGGCACCAUGGCUGUGCUGCUGUUUGCUGGUAUCGCGGUCGCGAUUCUAUUCUCUAUUUUCUUCUUCAUGAAAUCGGGGAAAGAAAUGCCGAAAAACUGGUCCCAACUGGUAGCGGAGAUUAAGGUGCAGCAGGUUGGAUUUUUCGGCAUCGUUGAGGACAUCUUGCUGCGGGGAGCGAACAAAGUCGACCUGUACAAACAACCGGGAAAAAUUGCGCUCGUCACCGGUGGAAACCGUGGCAUCGGAUUGCGGAUCGUGAAAAAACUCGUCGAAUGUGACAUCGAGGUGAUACUAGGCGUUCGCAACCCGGAUGCAUCGAAAAAGGCUGUCGAAAAGUAUCUGACGGAGGAGGGAAAUUUGUUGGCUGGUGCGAAACUACACUACGAACAGUUGGACAUUGGCAGUAUGAAAUCGGUGCGAGCAUUCGCGAGCCGCGUUCAGGCUAAGUUUGACAAAAUUCACCUUCUUAUCAAUAAUGCUGGCGUGAUGGGAGUUCCGUACAAGCUGACCGACGAAGGCUUUGAAUCGCAUAUGGCUAUUAACUAUUAUGGUCACUUUUUGUUAACCCAUCUGCUGAUACCACAGCUGCGGGCGGCCGGAAGUCCGGAAUGUGCGGCUCGAAUUGUGAACGUAUCGUCCUGUGUCAACAAAGUUGGAGAUAUUAAGUAUGGAGACAUCAACCGAACCAAAGACUACUAUCCGGCCGAGGCGUACAACCAGAGCAAGCUGGUCCAGGUGCUGUUCGCGAAGCACACCAACCUGCAAUUCGAGGAAGAUAACGUUCCAAUUCGGUCCUACGCCGUGCACCCGGGAGUUGUCAAUACGGAUUUGUUCGAAAACUCCAGCACCACAUACAUCCCGUGGCUCCGACAGCUGCUGUUCAAGAACCCUGAACAAGGAUCACGCACCAUUGUGUACGCAGCAAUCGCCCCGGAACUGGAAGGCAAGGGGGGAACGUACCUGAGCAACUGCCGUUUGACGACCUGCCAUCGCUUCUGGAAGAAUUCGGUCCAGUGCGAUAAGCUGUUCCGCUUCACCUGUGAUACGCUAGGAAUUAAGGACUUUUUCCACAAGGAGCCCUCCAAGUAGAGCGCUUCCCCGUUUUGUUUCCCUACAUUUCACUUCAUCGAUGGGACUCUGAAGUGCAUUCAGGCCACGAAGCAUCAUGCUGCUGUGAGGGUUUGAUUCUAUUCUGCUGUUGCUGUUGUUACCGUUGUCGGAGGCCAUCGAUUUCAAACUUUACCCCGGAUCGUGGCAACGUGGAAGAGAACAAGAA
Wyeomyia smithii (pitcher-plant mosquito) is the source of this 1476-nucleotide messenger RNA. RefSeq names its product dehydrogenase/reductase SDR family member on chromosome X. The coding region runs from base 207 to 1289 and encodes 360 amino acids. NCBI's taxonomy places the organism in Eukaryota, Metazoa, Arthropoda, Insecta, Diptera, Culicidae. The record is from RefSeq and is a predicted model, not a curated record. The transcript is spliced from 6 exons.